This is a messenger RNA of Paramecium pentaurelia, 1301 nucleotides long. The record is from the annotation of a GenBank genome assembly. Lineage: Eukaryota; Ciliophora; Oligohymenophorea; Peniculida; Parameciidae.
AUGAAAGAAUUAGAUUAAUAUUUAGAUGUAAAAAUUUAUUAUAAUUUGUUUUAGUAAUCAUUUGAUAAAAUAAAUAAUUUAUUGAUUAAUUAUUGAUUAUAGAUUCUCCAAUUUGUAAGUUAAACAAUACUAAAUUCGAAUUAUCUUUACCAAAACUAAAUUAACUCCAUUUAAUUGAUUAAUCUCAAUUUUAAUCAAAUAUUAUAUAAGAACUUAAACCAUUAAUCAAUUCAAAAAUCAAAGAUUAAGUUAAAUUCAAAUUAUAAUCACAUUAAUAAGAUUAAAAAUAAUUAAUAUAAUCAUAAUAAUAAAUUAAAUCUCCGUCUUCUUAAUUCAAUAUUAAACCAUUUAAUUAUUAAUUAAUUUCAAAUAAUCCAAUUAAGUAAUUAUAAUAUGGUCGUUGUAUUGCAAUUAAUAAAGAUAGUUCAAUUGUAGCUAUCGGUUGUAAUGAUAAACAAAUUAAAAUAUAUGAAUUUAAAUAAGGAAUGAUGAAAUUAAUUCAAGAAUUAAAUGAACAUAGUAACUGUGUAUUCAGUUUAAAUUUCAUGUAAUAAUCAGAUUAAUUGAUAUUUGGAGAUUCUGGUGGAUCUAUAGUAAUUUGGUCAAGAAAUAACUAUUAUUAAUGGAAUUCCUCAUAAACAAUUAAAGGACAUAAUUAUGGUAUUAAUUGUUUAAUUUUGAAUAAUAAUGAAGAUCUUAUUAUAUCUAGUAGUAGUGAUAAAACGAUUAAGUUUUGGAUUAAAUAACAUGAAUGGCUUUGUUAAUAAACAAUUACUGAUCAUACUAGUUCUGUUUAUUAAAUAAGUUUAAAUGAUUAACAAGAUAAAGAUAUUUCUUGUAGUAGUGAUUAUAAAAUAUUGGUAAUUGAGUGUUCUGAAUAAAGUAAAAGGUGGAUUGUUAUAUAAAAUAUAAAUGUUGAUUGUUAAGGAUAUCGAUUAUGCUUUAUAAAAAAUAACCUAUUCACAUUUUAACCUUGGAAUGGCAAUUUGAUGCAUGUCUAUGAGAUGAAUAGUGUAAGUAAAUAGUUCACUAAGACAAAAGAUAUUACUGUAAAUUAAGGUAAUGAUCGUUGGUAAUUAUUUCCAUUAUAAUAUAUUAAAUAAAAAUAGAUACUAGUGAGUAAACACUAUAAAUAUAUCAAUUUUAUAAGAAGGACAGAAAAAGAUGAAUUUAAAGUUGAGUAAUCUAUUCAAUUUAAUACAUUUGGUAUAUUUGGUUAAUUGAGUAAUGAUGGAGAGUAUUCUAUUACUUGGGAUGAUUUAUCUGAAGAAAUAUAAAUUAGAAAAUAUAGAGAAGAAUGA